Neolamprologus brichardi is the source of this 1349-nucleotide messenger RNA. Lineage: Eukaryota; Metazoa; Chordata; Actinopteri; Cichliformes; Cichlidae. The record is from RefSeq and is a predicted model, not a curated record.
AUGGAGGACGACGAGGCGACGUUUGCUGACAUCACAUUUUUGGAUCGACUCAGCUCCUUUGGAACCCUGGAUGAGUAUGUACUAAAAAGUACUCCAGAUGAGGUGGCAGCUCUAAGGGAGCUGGUGGAGGACCUCCGCUCAGCGCUGCAGGGGAGCGAUGCCCGCUGCCUGGCCCUGGAGGUGGCGCUCCAACAGGAGAGGAGCAGCACCCUCCCUUCUGCAUCCUGCUACAACCCUACGGUUUCAAAGCCUAAGACUUCCAUCACAUUUAUCCAGGGAAAACUAGUUCCAACUCAAAGAAUUAAAGGACAGCUAAGCAGUGCUGCAGGAGACUCAGCAAGGAGAGUGGCAAGGAAACGAGAUAUCAGAGACCCACUUCUAAGGGAGCUGAAGCUGAUCCGCUCCUCACGUGAUGGGCAGCUGGAGGAGGCCAUCAGAUUCAAUAAGCAUCUGGAGGAGGAGCUGCAGUGGGCGUACCAGGAGGUGCGCAAGUUGCAGGGGGUGGAGGCUGCACUGAGGAAGGAGAACACUCAGAUCAGGAAGCGGGCAGAGGAGGCCAGGGAGGCUCUGAGCUCGGGGCUGCAGCAGGUUCGGCUGAUCCAGGAGCAGGCCCGAUCUGUGCCCCAACUCCAGUCCAGGAUCACCCAGCUUGAGACUGAGCUGCACAGAUACAGAACCAGCUGCACGUGUGUCCUCAGCCCUGCAAGUCAACAGAACCAGCCUGAAGACAGUUACAGCAAAACAGAUGCUGAGUGUCUGCAGAGGGCAGUGGAGGGAAGAGCUGCAUCUGAUGAAGAGGAGGAGGACAGUAGGAUGAGAGAGGAAGAACAGCGCUGCCUGAUGGAGGUGAAGAGGCACGUUGGACGAAUGCACGGCUGUAGCAAAGGUUUCAGCAGCACUUCUAAAGACAACAGGGGGCACUUCUGUCGGAAAGGACCAAACCAAGAGCGGCCGCAGGGAGGCUUUAAACAAGCGAGUCCCGAGGAAGAGGAGGAGAGGAAACAAGAGGAAAAUGCGAAAACACGUCUGUCUUUGUUGGAGGGCAAACUCACUGAUUCACUCACAUUGCUGCUGCAGCUACGCAACAAGAACAUGUCCAGCAGGGGUCUGGGGAAGAUGGUGAUGGAUACUUUGGAUGUGUGCAGCAGGGGUGGAGCUGCUUUUAUUCCCCUUUCUCCGGGACCGUCCCAGAUCCUGCAGGUCGCUGAUUCUCUCUCCGUCCACUGAUCCUCAACUGCUCAAAGAUGGAGGAGAAAGGAUGACGGAGGAGGAGGAGGAGGAGGAGAGAGCAGAGAGCAGAGAGAAACUCCUGCUUCUACCCUCAGGAUAUCAAACUAGCAGUGUCAACC